Molecule: messenger RNA, 546 nt
Organism: Lycium ferocissimum
Lineage: Eukaryota; Viridiplantae; Streptophyta; Magnoliopsida; Solanales; Solanaceae
Exons: 1
Coding region: 1-546 (181 amino acids)
Source: RefSeq, a predicted model, not a curated record
AUGGUCACCGGAAAAAGGCUAGCUGGAGAGAUAAUGUUCGAGUUCCCAGAUUGCAUGGUUUGCCAUGCAGACUCGUUCUACAUCGGAAACCCUAUUCCGUCCUUAAACAUCGACGAUAAGCUCAGAAAUGGCGAAACAUACUUUAUUUUCCCUCUGGAUUACUUCUCAUCAUGCAACGUGCUCUCGGCCUCUACUCUGGCUACCCUGGGCGCAAACCCUAGACGGGCUCCAGUCAACUUUCGGAACCCUAUUUUUCAAUACGUUAAGGCGGAAAAUGGUAGGGUUUUGAUAAAAGUGUCAUCAGAGUUCAUAAUUAAGCUACUUACAAGAAGAAAUGAAGAUCAACAGGAUAUUGUUACAACUAAUACAAGUCCUAGUGAUGGUAAGUUUUUAUGUAAUACACCUGAAUUGAAGAAACAUUAUGAACAAUUGGUUGGUCCAAAAGGGCGAAUUUGGUCACCUAGGCUUGAGACUAUUUCUGAAUACAAAAUUAGGUAUUCUCCUUGUAGGUUUAUAGGGUUGGAAUGGAAGCAGAAAGAAGAAUGA